Ipomoea triloba (trilobed morning glory) is the source of this 3205-nucleotide messenger RNA. RefSeq names its product receptor-like protein EIX1. The transcript has 2 exons. The coding region runs from base 1 to 3192 and encodes 1063 amino acids. The record is from RefSeq and is a predicted model, not a curated record. Gene Ontology annotation, molecular function: protein binding. NCBI's taxonomy places the organism in Eukaryota, Viridiplantae, Streptophyta, Magnoliopsida, Solanales, Convolvulaceae.
AUGAUAAGGUGUAUUGAGAGGGAGAGGCUUGCUCUUCUGGAUUUCAAACAUGGCCUUGUGAAUGACUAUGGAGUUCUGUUUUCUUGGGGAAGUGAUGAUGAAUGUUGCAAUUGGUGGGGUGUUAACUGCAACAACAACACCGAUCAUGUAACCAUGCUUGAUCUCAAUACUUUCAAAAUUGAUUCAUAUCUGAGUGGGCACAAGGUUAGUCCAUCUCUACUUGAACUGAAGCAUUUGAAUUAUCUGGACCUCAGUUACAAUUAUUUUCAAGGGAGUCCUAUCCCCGAAUUCAUUGGUUCCUUUAAGAGAUUACGUAUCUUGAGUCUUAUGGAUGCUGGGUUUAGUGUGUCACCCUCACUCCUUUCCUUGAGGAAUUACAGUUGCCACUGCGAAGUCCCUGAGUCUUUGCCUUUCUCACUUAAUUCUUCUUCUCCAUUUCUUUCUGUUGUUGAUUUUUCUUACAACUAUAUCAAUACUUCUUCGGUAUUCCACUUGUUGCGCAAUGCAAGCAAAAAACUCACUACCAUCAACCUGUCAGGAAAUUACUUUGCAGAUACCAUUCCUGAUCAUGCAUUUGGAGACAUGGAAUUUCUUGAGAGCCUUUAUCUGGAUUCUAUUUUCACGGAUCAAAUUCCAAAAUCUUUUUGGAAUUUAACUCAUCUACGAAUUUUAUCUAUGUGUGAUAAUCAAUUAAAUGAGUCAAUUGCUGAACUUUUCCAAGGGUUGCUCAAGGAUUCAGGGAAGUCUCUACAAAUCUUAGACUUAUCUGGGAGUGAAUUCACUGGUGAACUCCCUGCAGAUAUCAACACCAGAUUUACAUCUUUGAGAGAAUUGCGCGCACAUGAUAACCAGCUAAAUGGAUCAAAUUUCAGACUACCUUCAAGUCUUGAAUAUUUAGAUUUGUCCCACAACCAAAUUACAGGACAAAAUCCUGAUCUAUCACAUGCUUUGUCCUUAAGAGAGUUACAUCUCUCUGGAAAUCAAAUUACAGGACAAAUUCCUGAUCUAUCAGAUGCUUUAUCCUUAAGUGUGCUAGAUCUUUCUGAUAAUCAAAUUACAAGACGAAUUCCUAAUCUAUCACAUGCUUUGUCCUUAAGAGAGUUAAAUCUCUAUAGAAAUCAAAUUACGGGACAAAUUCCUGAUCUAUCACAUGCUUUGUCCUUAAGAGAGUUACGUCUCUCUCAAAAUCAAAUUACAGGACAAAUUCCUGCUCUAUCACAUGCUUUGUCCUUAGAAGUGCUAGAUCUUUCUGAAAAUCAAAUCACAGGACAAAUUCCUGAUCUAUCACAUGCUUUGUCCUUAAGAGUGUUAGAUCUCUCUGAAAAUCAAAUUACAGGACAAAUUCCGGAUCUAUCACAUGCUUUGUCCUUAACAGUGUUAGAUCUCUCUGAAAAUCAAAUUAUAGGACAAAUUCCUGAUCUAUCACAUGCUUUGUCCUUAAAAAUGCUAGAUCUUUCUGAAAAUCAAUUACAAGGGGGCUUACCAGAAACUAUAUGGAAGCUAUCAAUGCUUAAUGAGUUGUAUGCCUCAUCAAACUCAUUGGAAGGAGUUGUAACUGAAGCCCACUUUUCAAACCUUACCUAUCUUCAAGUGUUGGACUUGUCCUUUAAUGUAGCCCUCUCUUUCAACGUGAGUAGUCAUUGGGUUCCUCCUUUUCAGCUUAACAGCUUAUUAUUAGCAAACUGUAAAUUGGGGCCUCAAUUUCCAAAAUGGCUGCAAACUCAAAAUAAAAUGAUUGCACUUGAUAUUUCUUCUAGUCAUAUUUCUGAUAUAAUACCCUAUUGGUUUUGGAACUUCUCAAAUUACGAGUACUUGAAUUUGUCAUACAACAAGAUUGGUGGGAGAUUGCCUUAUUUACAAAAUAAGUCUUCUCUUGUUGUCAUAGAUUUAAGUUUUAAUAACUUUUGGGGUCCGAUACCAAUAUCCAUAAAUUCCAAUCCAUUUUCUAUGCUUCAUCUCUCAAAUAAUAAAUUUGUUGGAUUGAUUUCUUUCUUGUGUUCAAUUAUUGAUGCUUAUACUUAUUCUAUUGACCUUUCAUAUAAUCAACUCUCAGGUGAGAUUCCUAAUUGUUGGAAUAACAGCCUUUCUAAUUUAUUCAUUCUUAACCUUGCAAAUAAUAAUUUCUCUGGGAAGGUUCCAUACUCUUUAGGUUCCAUACCUAGUCUUCAAUCAUUGCACUUGCGAAAUAACAAAUUUAUUGGAGAAUUACCUUCCUCAUUGCAAAAUUGCACAUCAUUAAGGGUUAUGGAUUUUGGUGGAAAUGAGUUUGUAGGUAAAAUACCAUCAUGGAUUGGAAGAUCUUUGACAAAUUUGCUUAUUGUUAGCCCCCGGCAUAACAAGUUUUAUGGGACAGUGCCUUCAAGUAUUUGUCAUCUUAAUAGCAUCCAGAUCUUGGAUCUUUCUGAAAACAUAUUGACCGGGGAAAUUCCACAUUGCUUCUACAACUUUACUUAUUUCAUGAAAAACAGUAGUUCAAUUGGAAGUACUAUACUAUCUUUUACUAAUAUCACUGGUCGAGGACAAGAUUUCUAUAUAGACAAUAUUUGGAUUCAGUGGAAAAACCAAGACAGAGAAUAUACGAAGCAAUUGGGACUCUUAAAAAGUAUUGAUCUUUCGAGCAAUCAAUUGAUUGGACAUAUUCCCGAGGAACUUUCUUCUCUCAAGGGAUUAAUUUCCUUGAACCUUUCAAAAAAUCAUUUGAUUGGAAAAAUAUUUCCGACAAUCUAUCAACUAGAAAUGUUGGAAGUCCUUGAUCUUUCUAGGAAUCAACUCUCUGGUGAAAUUCCAAUAGGUCUUGCUCGUCUGAAUUACCUUGCUGUUCUUGACUUGUCGAGCAACUUUCUAUCGGGCAAAAUCCCCACGGGCACUCAGCUGCAAAGUUUCGAUGCUUCUUCCUAUGCUGGAAAUAUUGGAUUGUGCGGGGACCCACUUCCCAAAUGUUCUUCAGAUGUUCCUCCACAAAACAAAGACAAUGACUUUCAAGAAGAUGAUAGUUUUCUAAAUCGAGAGUUUUACAUAUCCAUGGUGCUAGGGUUCUCUUUCUGCUUUUGGGGAAUUGUAAUCACUUUGGUGCUCAAAGACUCAUGGAGAAUUGCAUACUAUGAAUUCUUGAAUGAUGUCAAAGAUUGGCUUUAUGUGAAAAUGAAGAUCUAUUUGGUCAAGAUGCAAAGAAAGCUUAGACGCCGCAUAUGAUGAUUUGAUGAAG